Phascolarctos cinereus (koala) is the source of this 1536-nucleotide messenger RNA. RefSeq names its product inverted formin-2-like. NCBI's taxonomy places the organism in Eukaryota, Metazoa, Chordata, Mammalia, Diprotodontia, Phascolarctidae. The record is from RefSeq and is a predicted model, not a curated record. Gene Ontology annotation, biological process: actin cytoskeleton organization. Gene Ontology annotation, molecular function: actin binding; small GTPase binding.
GCUGGGCUGGGCCGGGUUGGGCUGGGCAGGGCUGGGCGCCGCCUCCGCACCUUCCCCCGCGCUUCCACUUUCCAGCUCUAGAGCCCCGCCUGGAGUGGAGUGCCAAGGAGCUAGGCGUCGGGAGUCGGCGUUCUGUCUGGCAGAAGCGUUGACACAGACAGACAGGCAGACGGGACACUGCUUUGAUUCAGACAGGCAAGACAGACCUACGGAGGAAAUCUCCAGCGUGGCCCUCUCCCCUCCUGGUUGGCAAGAUGUCAGGGAAGGAGGGAGUGCAGAAGAAGUGGGCUGCCCUGAAGGAAAAGCUGGGGCCCCAGGAUGGGGACCCCACAGAGGCCAACCUGGAGAAUGCCGAGCCUGAGCUGUGCAUCCGCCUCCUGCAGAUGCCCUCCGUGGUCAAUUACUCUGGAUUGCGCAAGCGGCUGGAGAGCAGCGACGAUGGCUGGCUGGUGCAGUUCCUGGAGCAGAGCGGCCUUGACCUGCUGUUGGAAGCCCUGGCCCGGCUGUCUGGCCGGGGUGUGGCAAGAAUCUCUGAUGCCCUGCUACAGCUCACGUGCAUCAGUUGUGUGCGGGCCAUCAUGAAUGCCCGCCAGGGAAUCGAGUACAUCCUGAACAACCAGGGCUAUGUGUGCAAGCUCUCAGAGGCUCUGGACACCUCUAAUGUGAUGGUCAAAAAGCAAGUGUUUGAGCUGUUAGCUGCCCUCUCUAUCUACUCCCCUGAAGGCCACAAGCAAAUUCUGGAUGCCCUGGACCACUAUAAGGUGGUCAAGAGCCAGCAGUACCGCUUCAGUGUAAUCAUGAAUGAGCUCUCCAACACAGACAAUAUUCCCUACAUCAUCACCCUGCUGAGCGUCAUCAAUGCCAUCAUCUUGGGCACCGAGGAGCUCAGGGCCCGAACUCAGCUCCGGAAUGAGUUCAUUGGUCUCCAAUUGCUGGAUGUUUUAACCAAACUGAGAGACAUUGAAGAUGUGGACCUCCUGAUCCAGUGUGAGACCUUUGAGGAGGCCAAGUCUGAGGAUGAUGAGGAGCUGCUCAGAGUCUGCGAUGGGAUUGACAUGAGCAAUCACCAGGAAGUCUUCUCCACUCUGUUUAAUAAGGUGAGCUGCUCCCCCAUCUCAGUCCAACUCCUCUCUGUCCUGCAAGGUCUCCUGCACCUGGAACCCACCCACCACUCGAGCUUGCUGCUGUGGGAAGCCCUGGAGAUCAUGGUGAACAGAGCUGUGCUCUUAGCCAGUGAUGUCCAAGAGAGCAGCAUUGAAGAAAUAGUGGAGAGACUCCUGUCCAUGAAGAUGCGGCCUCAGCAGAGCCCCAAGAUCUGUAGCAAGGUCAAGACAGCCCAUAAGUGUAUCCAAGUUAGCUUGGACAUAGUGGAACCAUCACCAAAGAAGAGCCUGAAGGAAGAUGCCUCUGGGCCAUCAUCAGACAAUGGCAGUAUAGAGACUGUUAAAGCCAUCCAUCUGCCCACAGCCUCUGCCACCCCAGAGCCACACCCCCCUCUCCAGUGGCAGCUGUAACCCCCCUCCUUGAUAUGCCCCC